This is a messenger RNA of Arachis stenosperma, 726 nucleotides long. RefSeq lists its product as uncharacterized. NCBI's taxonomy places the organism in Eukaryota, Viridiplantae, Streptophyta, Magnoliopsida, Fabales, Fabaceae. Gene Ontology annotation, molecular function: nucleic acid binding. The record is from RefSeq and is a predicted model, not a curated record. The coding region runs from base 1 to 726 and encodes 241 amino acids. The transcript has a single exon.
AUGACUUGUCAUCAGUACUCACUUUUGCAACAGGAAGAUAGAAGAAUUACUCAAGCGAUAUGGGGUACUACACAAUGUUGCAACCACUUACCACCCCAAACUAAUGGCCAAGCAGCGGUGUCCAACCGAGAGAUAAAGCGGGUUUUGGAAAAAGUGAUGAACCCACAAAGGAAAGAUUGGAGUUCUCGGUUGGGUGAUGCAUUGUGGGCGUAUAGGACAGCCUAUAAGACUCUGCUAGGGAUGAGUCCCUUUCGGAUUAUCUAUGGAAAGGCGUGUCACCUCCCGGUUGAAAUUAAACAUAAGGCCUAUUGGGCAGUUAAGCAAUGCAACAUGGACUUCACCAAGGCGGGCAUAGCAAGGAAGUUGCAAUUAGAAGAACUCAAAUGUCUUAGGAUGGAGUCCUAUGAGAAUUUAAGGAUCUAUAAGGAAAAGACUAACGCAUAUCAUGAUCACCAUAUCCACAAGAAAGAUUUCCAAGAGGGUUAUGAAGUUCUUCUAUACAAUUCAAGACUUAGAUUCAUGCCCGGAAAGCUCCGUUCAAGGUGUGAUGGUCCCUUUAAAGUGAAGGAAGUGACGCCCUAUGGAGUGGUUGAGCUUUUCCACCCUCAAAGUGGUGCAACAUUUAAAGUCAACGGCCACAGGGUAAAGAAGUAUCAUGGUUAUAAGUCACCAAAGGAAUUGGAGGUGUUCCUUCUUGAGGAUGCACCCGGAGGAGGAGAGUCUUAA